This is a messenger RNA of Sceloporus undulatus (fence lizard), 5888 nucleotides long. RefSeq lists its product as uncharacterized. Gene Ontology annotation, molecular function: RNA polymerase II cis-regulatory region sequence-specific DNA binding; DNA-binding transcription factor activity, RNA polymerase II-specific. Gene Ontology annotation, biological process: regulation of transcription by RNA polymerase II. The record is from RefSeq and is a predicted model, not a curated record. Lineage: Eukaryota; Metazoa; Chordata; Lepidosauria; Squamata; Phrynosomatidae. Bases 321 to 5360 code for a protein of 1679 amino acids. The transcript has 10 exons.
AGAGGAGGAGCCUUGCCUCUGCUGCUGAGCCCUUGGGAGAGAAAUGAGUUUGCAUGUGGAACGUCCCUUCACAAGAUGCAGUGAGGUUUGCCAUUGGCUUCCAGUGAAUAUAGCAAUAUAUUAAUGGUUCAAGAUCAUCCUUUUGAAGACAUGUACAUGCAAACAUUAAUCUGAGGCAUUGUGGGGCCAGGAAGGCCACUUAUAUACUGGAUGAGAAGUUGUUUCAAGAGGAACUGUGAGAUUUGGAAACUGCCAAUUGCCCUUGUAAUGAAAGAGUAAGAUGUCUCUUCUUGUGGAGGCAUCUAAACUGGGAUCAAAAUAUGGCUUCCACCAAGAAGGAAAUGAAGAUAAGAACCAAAGUGAAGGAACUGGUUUCAGAAGCUGAUGACCAAGGUGAUGGGUUGAAAGAAAAUGAAGAAGGGGCAGUGUCGGCCAUUUUCGUGGGACCUCAGGUUGUCCAGUGUGGACCUGAUAAGGCCUCGCUAAGAUGGCCGACGUUGCCUCAGGUGAAACAAGAAGCAGACGAUGAGUUGUCUGAACACUGGGAGGCUCAGUGGCAAGAAUUCUUGAAAGGCACACCAUCCCUUCGCUGGAGGUUGGAAAACGCACCAGCGACCAAGUUCCCAUCGUGGAACGACAGUGAGGCCUUCUUUGCUUCCUUUGGGGGAGCAACUGAUGCCCAUUGCCCACUCAGUUUGGUGAGCCAUCUUGUGCCAUCUCUCAACAGAGAAGCCCAGCUCAUUUUUGGCCACCUUGAUGUCACUGAGUUGUCCUCUUCUGCAAAAGCCAUAGAUGGCUCCGUGGGCACAGAGAAGCAGAGUCCACAGCCAUGGUCUGAGAACGAGCUGCAAGAGGUUUGCUGUAAACUCCGGCAGAUUUGCCAACAGUGGCUGAAGCCCAAGACGCCCAUGGAGGAGCAGGUCCUGGAGUUGGUUAUCCUGGAGCAGUUCCUCUCCAUCUUGCCACCAGACAUUCAGAGCUGGGUCAGGAAGCGCUGGCCGGAGGCCUGUAUCCAGGCAGUGUCCCUGGCAAAGGCCUUCCUACUGAGGGGGCAAAAGGCUGAGGUCCAGGAGCUGGAGGUCCCGGAGUCAUUUGGAACGAGGACUGUGACUUUCCUAGUGGCAGAAUGGACACUUUUGAACAUCUGGCAGAAGCAUCUUAGCAAGGAGGGCAAGCAAGAGAACAGCGGAUCUGGCAGCUUGCUGGAUGGGUGGAAUAGUGAGAAUGAAAAGAAUUCUUCACUUGAAAGAAGAGAGCAAGUGGUGAUGCCAAGCCAGGCCAGGAAAAACAUGGAUCAGUGUUGCAAGAAAGGGGAACCCUCUAAGAAUUUGGAUAAGUCAGAGGGCAAACAAGAAUUCCUGAAAGGGGUGAGACUGAGUAGGUUGAUCAUCUGCAGACGAGAAAAUGUUGGCAAAGAUGACUUCAGCAUGGUGAAGAAAGAACAGAGACUUUGUGAUGAUGAGCAGGAAGAGAUCUCAACUGUGGGCCCAGGUCAUAUUGUGCAUGAUGAAAUAAACACCAGUGUAAAAAUGUACCAUUGUGUAGACUGUGGGAAGAGGUUUUCCCGUAGCUCAAACCUUAUUAGCCACCAGAAAACUCAUGUGAGAGAGAAGCCAUACAAAUGUUCAGACUGUGGGAAGGGCUUCACUCGCAGCUCGAACCUUAUUAAUCACCAGAGAACCCACACAGGGGAGAAACCAUACCAAUGUUUGGAUUGUGGGGAGAGCUUCUCUCGCAGCUCUCAGGUCAUCAGCCACCGCCGAAUCCACACAGGUGAGAAGCCUUACCAGUGCCCAGAAUGUCAGAAAUCCUUCAGUCUACGCUCACUCCUUAUUAGACAUCAGAAAAUCCACACAGGAGAAAAACCAUACCAGUGCGCUGAGUGUGGGAAGAGGUUUAUUGAAAGCUCUGAGCUCAUUACGCAUGAGAGGACCCACACGGGCGAGAAGCCAUACAAGUGUGGCAUUUGUGGGAUUGGUUUUUGUCAGAGCUCCAACCUGCUGGCACACAUGCGAACCCAUACUGGAGAAAAACCCUACCAAUGUGUCAGCUGUGGGAAGAGCUUUAGUCGAAGCUCGAACCUCAUUGUCCAUGAAAGGACGCACACGGGUGAGAAACCCUAUGAGUGUUCCUACUGUGGGAAAGGCUUCAGCCAGAACUCUCGCCUUAUUAGUCACAAGAGAAUCCAUGCCAGAGAAGCCAGCCUGAAGCCAGAGAAAAUGGCUGCCCAGCAAAGGAUUGUGGGAGACGCCAUUCCCUCAUUCCCAGCUGGGCUGCAGUCCGGAGGACAAAUGGUUGAGAGGGCCCCUCUAAGCCUGAAAGCAGAGGAAGAAUCCGAGAAAGAGAGAGUACCUUCUCCCAGCAUCCACACUGGACGCCCUGAGGGAUUUCAAAACAAAAUGGCAUCUCCACAGAUCAAAGAGGAAGAGGAUGGUUUAGCCCAGCACUGGAAAUCCCAAUGGCCGGAUUUCCCAAAGGAGAUGCAAUCCUUCCACGCAGGAUGGGGGGAUCCCCCGAACACUGAAUCUUCCUCAUGGGGUCAUAGUGAUGAUUUACCGGCCCAUUUUCAAGAUGCAACUAAUGAUAGUUGCCAACUGAGAGCAGAGCACACCGUCCACCUCUUGCCCAACUUUAGUAGAGAUAUUCGAGGUAUGGACAGUCAGCCAUUAGCCAAAGAAGAAGUGGACUGUGAGAAGCCAGAGCAAAAGACACUUCUGGAUGAGGAGACGGUCAGCAUAGAGACGCACCGACAGCGCUUCCGGCACUUUUGCUACCUGGAGGCUGAAGGACCCCGGGAGGUCUGCAGCCGGCUCUGGUUCCUUUGCUACCAGUGGCUGAAGCCGGAGAGACACACCAAGGAGCAGAUCCUGGAGUUGCUGAUCCUGGAGCAAUUCUUGGCUGUCCUGCCGAUGGAGAUCCAGGGCUGCGUGAAGGAACGUGCUCCUGAGACCUGCGCCCAAGCCGUGGCCCUGGCAGAGGAAUUACUCAUGAGGCACCAAGAACCAACGAGAACAGUCUGCGAGGAUGCUGAGGUUCUUGGAGCGGAAGAGGAGCACUUUGGGUCCUUGUUGCCUUUGCAACACAUGGAAAAAGUGGUAUCUGGGUUACUGGCAGAGGUGGGCCUGUAUUCCUCCGCAACAAAAGGAGCUACACUAGGUGCCAACAAGGAGGGCAAACAGAAGGGUGGCCCUUUGCUGGAUUGUGAACAAUCAAGCAAAAAUGCAAAGCCUUUGGAGGUGAAAAGUUCUACAAAAGCGGAUCAUCUAGGAGACUGUGGGUCAGACUUGGGUGCAGAUGUUGCUAAUGCAGAAAAGUCUUCCCUACUUGGCCUGAAACCUCACAAGUGCUCUGAGUGUGGGAAACGGUUCCACCAAAUUUCCCACCUUAACAGACAUCUGAGAAUUCACACUGGAGAGAAGCCAUACAAGUGCUUGGAUUGCGGGAAAAGCUUCACACAGGGCUCUUGCUUGCUUGGGCACCAAAGGAUCCACACAGGCGAAAAAGCAUAUUCAUGCUCCUAUUGCAACAAAAGUUUCAUCUGGAGCUCCGGCCUGCAUCAGCAUGAAAAAAUCCACCUGGGAGAGAAACCUUAUAAGUGUUUAGAGUGUGGGAAGAGUUUCCAUCGGAGCUCGGCUCUCACCGACCAUGUGAGGUCCCACACUGGAGAGAAACCGUACACUUGCUCCGAUUGUGGGAAAGGCUUCAGCCAGCAUUCCAACCUCAUUGUGCAUCGGAGAGUCCACACAGGAGAGAAACCGUACACAUGUUCCGUCUGUGGGAAAAGCUUUACUCGGACCGCAUUGCUUAUGGCACACCUGAGAAUCCACACAGGGGAGAAGCCAUACAAGUGCUUGGUCUGUGAGAGGAGCUUCAGGGAGAGACCUGCUCUUACAAAACAUAAGAAAAUCCACAUGAGAGAGAAUUUAGCUGGCAUCCAAAAGUGUGACAAAAAUGGGGAAAAAAAUAUUGGGAGGAAAUGGGAAAAACCACCCUGCCUUUGCAAUUGGUGCAGCAAAGCUUGGGAUCCUUUAGGAAAGGUGCUAGAGGAGCUCCAGACCUUGCAGCUGAGAAGCAGUGGUGGGCAAAUGAGCAAAAUCAAGAAAAUUACUGAUCCAAAAGGUCCAGAGCACAUGGAACCAUGUGGGUUAAUAUUAGGAAAUGCUGAAGACAUUUCUGGACUCCACAAAGUGGAACAGACCUGUGAGAUUCAACCCAAACCAGAGGGUCUACCAGGGAUCAUUCCAGGUAUAGAGGAAGGUGGCUCUGUUGAAGGGACUUCCUAUAUCUGCUCUGACUGCGGGAAAAGUUUCUCCAGUAUCUCUAGCCUCAUCAGCCAUCAGAAAAGAAACCACUCGGGGGAGAAGCCAUACAAAUGUUCUGACUGUGGGAGGAGCUUCCACCAGAGUUCAGAUCUUGUUAAGCAUGAGAGGAUCCACACAGGAGAAAAACCAUACCAGUGCACCAUCUGUGAGAAGAGAUUCAAUCAGCGGUCCUAUCUUAUCGUUCAUGAAAGGUUCCAUAUGGCAGAAAAGCCAUAUAAAUGUUACUUGUGUGGGAAAAGCUUCUGUUCCAAUGCACAUCUCAUGACUCAUCAAAGAACCCACACUGGGGAGAGACCAUAUCAGUGCCCUGAUUGUGGUAAAAGGUUCACAACCAGUUCGAACUUUGUCAACCAUAAGAAGACACAUACAGAGGAAAAACCAUACAAUUGUUCCCUCUGUGAGAAAAGUUUCAAGCGGAGCUCAAACCUGAUUCAGCACGAGAGAACCCACACAGGUGAGAAGCCCUAUACUUGUCUAACCUGUGGGGAAAGCUUUGCUUCAAACUCGGGUCUGGUGAAGCACCAGAGAAGCCACACGGGUGAGAGACCUUACAAAUGCUCCUACUGUGGCAAAAGCUUCAGUCAGAGCAUGAUUCUCACACAACACGAGAGAACUCAUACGGGAGAGAAGCCGUGCAAGUGCCCGGCUUGUGGGAAAAGCUUUCGUUCCAGUUCGGACCUUGUCAAACACAAAAGAAUCCACACAGGGGAGAAGCCUUAUAAAUGCUCGCUGUGUGGGAAAAGCUUCACGACCAGUUCAGAUGUGGUGAAGCAUGAAAGAACCCACACGGGCGAGAAGCCGUAUAAGUGUGGCACCUGUGGGAAAAGCUUCAGUCAGAGUGCACACCUUAUGCAACACCAGAGAAUCCACACAGGAGAGAAACCAUACAUGUGCCUCAUCUGUGGGAGAUGCUUUACUUGCAGUGCGCAUCUAGCGGUCCAUAAAAGAACCCACAAAGAAGGGGAGGCCUCAAAAACGUCAAUCUCUUCUGGUUGGGGUGGGGAGAACAAGGAGACUUUAUUAUCAGGCCUGAUGUAGUUGAGUAUGAAUUAUUCCAUGCAAAAAGAGACUCUGAAUUUCUAUGCAUGGGCAGUGAAAGAAAAAUCAGCUAAGUAACUGACUGUUUUUUCCCUUAAAUUGUGCAUGAAAAUAAAAAUAAAAACAGCAACUAGGAGAGAAGCCAUACACUCUUCAGACCAUGAGAACAAGAAUGAGCAUGUUCCUGUGACCUGCUGAAGCUAAACCCAAGACAAGUCUAUUGCCGUAUCCUACUGAUUUGGGCAUGUGUAAAAUUGGUGUAAGAUCAAAGUAUGAUUUAGGCAAAGGCCAUGGCAUUCAUGUCUUAUUUCAAGAGUUGGUUGACAAGGUUUCCAUGGGUCUGUCUAGCAGAGCAAAGCCUGCCUUGAUAAUUUUUUUUAAUUUAGCUGUAGAGGUGAGAAGCAGCUGACAGAAGAACUGCAGGGAGAAAAUGCCUCAUCAAACCACAAUCAUUGAUGCAGAAUUAAAAUGUGUUCUUUUUCAUGCAUUAUUGUAUGUAGUUCUUUUGUAAUAAAUAGAUGGCAGUUU